CACGGACGCACACACUCAGCGCGCCAGUACUUGCCUCAUCACCACCACACCGCCUGAGCACCCGCUCCUGCGCAUCGCCCACAGCCGCCGCCAGCCAGUCCGGCUUUCCCCCGCCGAGCCACGCUUGUCGCCGCCGCGCAGUCGAUGAAGCGCGCCCGCACCUCCUCGUCCCCCGCGCCACACUCCUCCACCUCUUCCUCAGCCCACCCGCGCAGCCGCAGCACCAUGGCUCCCAGCGCCGCCGCCUCGGGCGCCUCCUCAUCUGCGCCGGCUGCUGCCCAGCCGCCGUGUCCGCACCUCCACGCGCUGCUGCCCUCGCUCGCGCCGCCGCGCAGCGGCAUUGCUGUGCACCGCAGCGAGUGCACGCUCUGCUUCGACGGCGCAGAGGCAGACGGCGGCAUCGACGUCUGCCUUACCUGCUUCAAUGGCGGCUGCUGUGCGCCCGAGCGCAAUCACGCGCGUGCUCACGCCGACAAGACGUGGCACGCCCUCGUGUGCAACGUGCGCCGCCGCCGGCGUGCCAAGGAGUCAUCGCAGUCAAAGCCCGUGGACAAGGUGGCCAUCGUUGCGUCGCGCGAUGAGGACGAGUGGGAGUACGAGACAACCGUGCGCUGCCUCGCCUGCGACCAUGGCGCGGGCCGGGAGAUCCCAAAGGCUGGCAAGCUCGCCGAGGUGGUCAAUGCCAUCAUGCAAAGCCUCAACUCGGCUCAGCAGAACGAGGUCAAGGCAUGGGAGAACGAGCUGAAGCCCUGCGACCACACGCGGCAGCUGGAGCAGCAAGCUGAUGCCAGCAAGGUGACGAAUCGGCAGCAGUGUUCCAAGUGCGACUUGACGGCGAACCUCUGGCUCUGCCUCACCUGCGGCGCAGUGUCAUGCGGCCGCGAACAGUACGGCGGCCUGCCAGGCAACAGCCACGCCAUGGCACACUUCAAGGAGAGCAAGCAUCCCGUCUCUGUCAAGCAGGGCACCAUCACCGCCGAGGGCACAGCAGACAUCUACUGCUACGCCUGCGACGACGAGCGCGUGGACCCGAAUCUCUCUACGCACCUGGCGCACCUCGGCAUCUCGACGCUUGGCCUCACCAAGACCGAGAAGACGCUUGGCGAGCUCAACCUCGCGCACAACCUGUCAUUUGACUUUCAGAUGACGGGAGAGGACGGCAAGGAGCUCGAGCCGAUGUUCGGGCCAGGGCUGACGGGCCUUGAGAAUCUGGGCAACAGCUGCUACAUGGCAUCCGUCCUGCAAGCGCUCUUCUCUCUGCCGCAGUUCCGCGCCCGCUACGGCCUCGCCUACCGGCCGCACACGGCGAUCUGCACGAACCCGCAGCCAGCGAGCUGCCUCGAGUGCCAGAUGGGCCGGCUGGCCGACGGCCUGCUCUCCGGGCGCUACUCUGUGCCGCGCAAGCAAGAGGGCAGCGGGCCGGCGUUCCAGGACGGCAUCAAGCCGUCGCUGAUCAAGGCGCUCAUCGGCACUGGCCACCCCGAGUUCUCCACUGCCCGGCAGCAGGACGCCGACGAGUUCCUCAAGCAUUUCCUUGGCUGCCUGCAGAACGACACGCGGCGCCUCAAGUCGCAGGCAUGGCUCUCCAUCGACGGCGUGCCGACGGACGAUGCCACGCGCAUUUUCAGCUUUGGCCUGCAGCAGCGUCUGCAGUGCACCGAGUGCAGGCGGGUGCGCUACACCGUCGAGGCGCAGGAUGCCGGCCUCAGCGUGCCCGUUCCCGUGCGCGUCAUCCGACCGCCGGCUCCGGCCCCCGCCGACGAGGACAUGGUUGCCGACAUUGUGAUGCCCGAAGCCGCAGUGGACAGUGCUGCCGCUGACGUGCUGCCAGACGGCGACAUUGGGCAGAUGCCCGUCAUCACUGGCAGCCUGCCGCCAACGUACGCAUCCAUGCUCUCGCCGCCGCCAGCUCCUGUGCCGACCGAUGCCAUGGCGACGGACACGCCCACUGUGGUGUCGCAAGAGCCCGAGACGCCUUCUUCUGCCUUGGACGAGCUCGCAACGCCGCCGCCAGCCGAUGCUGCCGGCAGCGAUGCCAAGGGCAAGACGCCAAUCGAGGGACCCAACGCGCCGACCGCAGCUGCCGAUGCGGAGCCGGCGAAGCGCACGUACGCUGGAGCGCUCUCGCCGCCGCCAGGACUCAAGGGCGGCUCAGAAGAUGCAGACGCGCCGGCGUACGAGCCGCCAAAGUCCGACGCUGAGCGACCGAUCACUACUGAACGUCCGGUCACGCGGUCGCAGACCGCCACGCGCCUGCCGCUCCUCGACACCAACUACGACGCCGGCAGCGAAGAUGCCGUUGCCCUCACCUCGGCCGACGCGGACAUGGCAUCGGCCACGGGCGAGCGCGGCGAUCCCAUCGAGAUCGGCGCGGACGAGGAGGAGGAGCGCCGCAAGGCUGAAGAGGAGGAGAAGCAGCUGCAGGAGGCCAUCGCCGACUCGCUCAAGACCGGCGGCAGCAUCGCCAAGAUCGAGUACGAGGAGGUCGACCUGCGCGAGUGCCUUGAUCUCUUCACUGCGCCCGAGGAGCUCGACUAUCACUGCCCGGCUUGCAGCAAGACGGUCGUCGCGACGAAGCAGACGCUCUUCACGUCUUUCCCCGACGUGCUGGCGCUGCAGGUGCGCCGCUUCCAGCUCAUCAACUGGGUGCCGCAGAAGGUCGAUGUGCCCAUCAACAUCCCGCUCGACAGCUUCUCCCUCGACAAGUACCUCGGCCAGGGCAUUCAGGAGGGUGAGGAGGAGCUGCCGGAGAGCAAGGAUCCAGAGCCGGUGGCUGCUGCUCCCCAGCCUGCCGCUCAGGCACCGCCACCGCCGCCGCCUCGGCCGACUGGCCCGCAGUUCAAGGAGGAGUUGCUUGCGCAGAUGACCUCGAUGGGCUUCUCGAAGCCUCGCUGCCAGCGCGCCUUCAUGGCCGUCGGCGAUAUGACCAACGUCGAUGCCGCAAUGGACUGGCUUUUUGCCAACAUAGAGACCCCUGGCCUCGACGAGCCCAUCAACUUCGAUGCCGAGCCGGCCACGGCCGAGCCCAGCGCGGCUUCGAGCGCCGCGGCCGUGCCCGAGCCGGCAGGAGGUAGCAGCAGCGGACCGGACCUGUCAGCACUCGAGGACAUGGGCUUUUCACGCAACCAGGCACGCAAGGCCAUGCGCAUUGCGCAGGGCAACGCUGAGAUGGCCGUUGGCUGGCUAUUUGAGAACCCGCAGGACGUCGGCGAGGAGGAGCCUGCGCCUGCCCCGGCACCGGCUGCCGACGUCGAGAUGGAGGAUGGCACGGGCGCAUCGGCAGAGGCUGGGCCGAGCAGCGCCUCUGGCCCGCCUGUGGUCGGCGGCUCGUCGGACCUGCCGGCGCGCUACUGCCUCAAGGCCUUCAUCUCGCACAAGGGCCCGUCGAUCCACAGCGGCCACUACGUGGCGCAUGUGCGGCAGGAUGACCCCUCGGCGCUAGACGCGGGCGAGGGCGCCGAUGCGUGGGUGCUGUUCAACGACGAGAAGGUCGUCCGCGCGCCCUACUCGUCGCAGAACGGCGAGUCGGAGGUCGGCGUCAAGGGCCUCGUGAAGCUCGCAUACGAGUACAUCUUUGUGCGCCAGCAGAACCCCUGAAUAGACACUUUGCAGCGCAUCUCGCAUCUCUGUGACUCGCCUCACGCCCGGGCAUCGGCUAUACAAG
Molecule: messenger RNA, 3664 nt
Organism: Tilletiopsis washingtonensis
Lineage: Eukaryota; Fungi; Basidiomycota; Exobasidiomycetes; Entylomatales
Product: cysteine proteinase
Exons: 11
Coding region: 226-3597 (1123 amino acids)
Biological process (GO): protein deubiquitination
Molecular function (GO): protein binding; zinc ion binding; cysteine-type deubiquitinase activity
Source: RefSeq, a predicted model, not a curated record